Molecule: messenger RNA, 466 nt
Organism: Linum tenue
Lineage: Eukaryota; Viridiplantae; Streptophyta; Magnoliopsida; Malpighiales; Linaceae
Source: the annotation of a GenBank genome assembly
GUGCCGAGGACUAUUUUUGCAGAUUCCAGUAUAAGCAUGAAACUGGAGACUUCAGUCCGGACCGUGUUCCUGUGUAUUGCAUAUGUGAGAUGCCACGCAACCCGGAUCGCCCUAUGAUCCAAUGCCGGGAGUGUCAUGACAGGUAUCAUCUAGAAUGUUUGGGAAUGACGAUUGAAGAAGCCAAUGGAUUGAACUAUGUUUGCUCUGAAUGUUCCUCUGCCAAAGAAUGUGUUUCCAGCAUCACCAACAGCUGAUCGAUGUCAAGGUGAGGUUUCUUCAAAGAAUGUGUUCCUCGUGACUUGCUGACAUUCUUCUAAUGUGUCACUCUUGCAUGUUCUUAGUGCGUGCUAAUUUGUGGCCGCACGUUGAUGUUUCCCCAAGAACAUCUUCUCCUUCUGCAUUUCUUAUGUUACAUUCAACUUUGAGAUCAUUCCUUGAUUUCAUGUUUCCUGGACUGUGUGUUCCC